Molecule: messenger RNA, 2832 nt
Organism: Triticum urartu
Lineage: Eukaryota; Viridiplantae; Streptophyta; Magnoliopsida; Poales; Poaceae
Source: RefSeq, a predicted model, not a curated record
UAAAUUGCUAUGCUUACAUAGAAUUCUUUCUGUAUUAGUUCUUUUGCAAUCUCAUUCUAUCUGAACAACGAGUUUAGUGACACAAAUGCAGAAGCUGAAAAGAAGAAAUAUAUAAACCACAUUGAGGAGUUAGUCCAAUGAAUGGGAUGGGAGCCCUUCAAAGUCACAUAUACAAGCGAUUUAUGUUCAAGCUUUAUACGAGCAGGCAAUUGAGUUAAUCGGAAAGGGGAUAGCCUAUGUGGAUCACCAGAUUUGAUUGUGUCUUGAAGUAACAAGGAAGAAGGGUCAGUUUAUGUUAUGCACUAAGCACAAAAAAUGAUGCCAUUGAGAAUAAUUGAUCUGCUAUGAGUAAAAGAGAGCAUUUGUACUGUUGAGUUUGAUUUAUUAAUUCGGUGGGGUACAGCCUGUUGGAGCUAUGCAAGUGCUGAUCAUCAUUUCUCAGAGUAAAGAACUGAGCAUUUGUCCUCUACGCACAAAAGCUAGAUAGAGAUUCUUUUGGUUGCUGCAGCGCAUGCAAUUCUAUACGAGUAUGUCACCAACUGGUUCAGAUUGGAUGAGUCCAUGUACCAUUGAGCUCUCAAUGACUACUACGAUAGCACCGGUUCAGCUGCUACCAACAUAAAUGUGGCUAUGUUGGAAGAUGAUACAGGAAAUGUUCAUGCCGCUCUAAGCCAUUUGCACGAAGCACUAUUAUUAGUAGUUACAGAAGCUGGCACUUACAUGGGUGCAUGUUGGUGCCUUCUAGAGAUUAAGGUUCCUGUUUAUCUAAUGCAAAUUUUGCUGCCUAUAUGGCGCAAGAUUGCUUUGCAAUUCUCUUGGACACUAGGAUUGAUUGUGUUGUUUGGUUCUGGUAUCUAAGGAUCUCUUGUGCUGAAACAUUGCGGUGAUUUGCCAAGUGUUUGUGGUUCUUUUUUACUUGUAAAGAAAACUUACGCUAACAAUCGUUAGUUCAUUGGGGCACAUGAACCAUAGUGAACAUUGGUUAAGAUGAACCCAUUGACAUAAUGGCAUUGAUGUUUGAUGUAUGUAUGUUUGUAUGGUCCGCGAUGGUGGCAUGAAAAGUGAAUCAAGUUGGUAGACAAUCUGAGACGAUGGCUGGUUAGAUAUUAUGGAGAUAGUCACUGUAGAUGUGAAAUUUAAUCUGUAGUAAUGGAUGUGUCUGAUUUAAUACUGGCAAUGUCAGUAUCAUAGUGUUGUAUGGAGUAGCAGAGGGAAAUGUGUGGUGUAACAUGGUUGAGCGAGCCAGGAUUUUCUGGUCUUUUGCUAUUUCUAAAUAAAUUAGCUGAUUUUAUCUUGAUUCUAAAUUUCUAAUACAGCUACAUAUGUACAUAUUGCUAUGGGACUUCAUAUUGUCAAUUUUCUUAUUUUAGUUAAGUACUGCAUUUUAGAUGUGCACUGUGCUUGGAGCAACUAACACCACCAGGACCGUAAGAUUUUAUGAUUUAUACCAAAAACUGUUCCAUGUUACUUGACAAUAAAUAUGUAUUUACUUAUGUGAAUAUAGACACCCUAAAGGUGCAAUGAGGUGCUUUAGCAAGGCAAGUGUGCCACAAGUACAGGAGGCCCGCCAAUGGCGGGCCCCAACCACUAGUAUGGAAUUAUUGUAUGGGGCCAGGUGGGCCAGGGCGCUCGAAUCUAUACGCAGCAGCAACGUCCGUGAUAUGAGCUGUGGAUGGAACCCGAAAGGAAAUGCCUUUGUCGUUGCAACCUCUGCUCCUAUAUAUGCGCACACCGGCCGGGCAAUUAUCUUAACAAAUCAAGUGGAUGAGUAAUCGGGACCGUGCGUUCUUGUCGGCACAAGUUAUAUAUGCGCAGAUCCACCACGCGGCGCGCACGUCCGUGUAGGUCUCUUGGUUCUUGCUCCCGCCGGCAUCCACCCUGGCUAUUCCCAAAACUGAUCUCAUGUGCUGGCCCUGGCAUGUCCGCGACCCCGUGGCACCCGCCGGAAACGGCGGAGUCCUCCUCGGGCUUGUCGUCCUCCUCGUCCUAUCCCCCGGCGGCAGCAGCUCAGCAUCCGGCGUGCUCCGCCUGCAAGCACCAGCGCCGAAAGUGCACGCCGGGGUGCCCGCUUGCGCCCUAUUUCCCCGCGGACAAGCCCGGGAGCUUCCGCAACUCCCACCGCCUCUUCGGCAUCAAAAACAUACUCCGGUUCCUGACGAGAGCCGGCCCGGAGAAGCGGGACGAUUGCAUGAAAUCCAUACUGUACGAGGCCGACGCCCGUGCUUCCGAUCCGGUGCUCGGCGCGUACGGCCUCUUACAGAGUCACCAGCGAGAGCUUGCCUUGGCGACGGCCGAACUCGUGGCCUUAAAGGAGCAGCUGGAGUUGCACGGGCACGCCGCGCAGCACCGCUCGGCGCCGGACGCUCUGGGCUUCCUCUCGCCGGUCCAGCCGUGGAUGCCGCAGCCGCCGUCGAUGUAUCCGAUACAGGAGGGGCAGCAGCAGCCGAUCUACGGUAGCUACGUACUAGCUGGUGCUGCGAAGAUCGACGAGGACGCGACAAUCGGCGUGAAGCUUGACGAGGACGAUGUGAUGCCAAUGCAACAUGAUGAUCAUGCCGAUGGCUGUACAACACAUUACGGUAGAUUAGAGCCGUCAUCGUCGUCGAGCUACCGGUCUUCGGAUACUUCGCCUCGCGGACUUCUGAACCGUCGCGCUUUAGGUUUAAAGUACAAUCCUGGUUAAUUUUCAUUUUUAUAGACAGAUUGGCUGAGAGUUAGUAAUCGUGUUGGCUUACAUGGAAAAAAAUGGAAAAUGGAAAAAAUGACAGAAAAAAGUUAUUGUUUCCGGAAACAAAAUUUCCAAAAUUUGUCAUUGGAUUCAUUUAGGAUAUA